Messenger RNA from Coffea eugenioides, 411 nucleotides. RefSeq names its product chitinase 6-like. NCBI's taxonomy places the organism in Eukaryota, Viridiplantae, Streptophyta, Magnoliopsida, Gentianales, Rubiaceae. The record is from RefSeq and is a predicted model, not a curated record. Gene Ontology annotation, molecular function: chitinase activity. Bases 1 to 411 code for a protein of 136 amino acids. Gene Ontology annotation, biological process: cell wall macromolecule catabolic process; chitin catabolic process. The transcript has a single exon.
AUGUGCUAUAUAGAAGAGAUAAAUGGCCCGUCUAAAAACUACUGUGACAAGAGCAACACUCAGUGUCCAUGUGUGCCAGGCAAGGGGUAUUACGGCCGCGGUCCACUACAAAUAUCAUGGAACUUCAACUAUGGACCAGCAGGACAAAGUAUUGGGUUCAAUGGACUAAGUCAACCUGAACUUGUAGCCAGGGAUAAUGUUAUUUCAUUCAAAACUGCCUUGUGGUUUUGGAUGAACAAUUGUCAUUCUCGUAUCAUUUCCGGCCAGGGUUUCGGGGCUACAAUUCGUGCCAUUAAUGGUCGGCUUGAAUGUGACGGUGCAAAUCCAAACACUGUUAGUGCUCGUGUUGGGUAUUAUAUUCAAUAUUGUCGGCAACUGGGUGUUGAUCCUGGUCAGAAUCUCAGAUGCUAG